This is a messenger RNA of Acipenser ruthenus (sterlet), 4233 nucleotides long. RefSeq names its product heat shock 70 kDa protein 13. Gene Ontology annotation, molecular function: ATP binding; misfolded protein binding; heat shock protein binding. Lineage: Eukaryota; Metazoa; Chordata; Actinopteri; Acipenseriformes; Acipenseridae. The record is from RefSeq and is a predicted model, not a curated record. The coding region runs from base 152 to 1450 and encodes 432 amino acids. Gene Ontology annotation, cellular component: nucleus; plasma membrane; cytosol. Gene Ontology annotation, biological process: cellular response to unfolded protein; protein refolding; vesicle-mediated transport. The transcript has 5 exons.
AAACUUCAACUGCCGGCAAUCCCUGCGUGAACCGUGUAUUUCGUGCCGGUAAAGUACAGUCAUCAGUAAGCAGAGAGAGAGAGAGUACGAAACUGGCAGAUGAUGAUCAUAGGGUCCUUUUUAAAUCAGGUGUUCUCUUUUGUGUUUGAACAUGGCUGGGGAAAUGUCCAUUCUGGGGUCAGCUAUCCUUGCUCUUUUUCUGGCUGGUUAUCUGGGACAGCAAUACUUACCACCCCCCAAGCCAAAAGUAAUUGGUAUUGACCUUGGCACUACAUUCUGUUCGGUUGGAGUGUUCCACCCGGGACUGGGGGAGGUGGAGGUGAUUGGUGAUUUGCAGGGACGGAAGAGCAUCCCCAGUGUGGUCUCAUUCACGGUCUCUGGCAUCCAUUCUGGGUAUGAGGGGCAGGACCUGGCUGACGCCAAUCCUCUCAACACCAUCUACGAUGCCAAGAGAUUCAUUGGGAAGCUGUUCACCCCCGAGGACUUGGAAAGGGAAAGCACUCCAUACCAGUUUCAGGUUUUGCAUCGCAAUGGGAGUGCUGAAUUUUCCAUCUCGACCAAUAGAACGUUCACUGUUACUCCGGAGUAUAUCAGCUCCCGCCUGCUGUUAAACAUGAAGAAGAUGGCGGAGCGUCACCUCGGGGUCCUGAUCAGCAAGGCGGUCAUCUCAGUGCCUGCAGAUUUUGAUGAAAGGCAGAGGAACUACACCGUCCGGGCAGCAAACCUAGCAGGUCUGGAGGUCCUGCGUGUUAUCAAUGAGCCCACAGCAGCUGCCAUGGCGUAUGGGCUACACAAGGUAGAUGUGCUCAAUGUGCUGGUGGUGGACCUAGGAGGGGGGACCCUGGACGUCUCCUUAUUAAACAAACAGGGAGGGAUGUUUCUCACCAGAGCUAUGGCAGGUAAUAAUAAGCUGGGAGGACAGGACUUUAACCAGAGGCUGCUGCAGCAUGUAUUUACCCGCGUCCAUGAGCAGUAUGGAGCCCUGCCCUCCCACGAAGGAGACAUUCACACCUUGAGGCAGGCUGUGGAAGCAGCCAAACUCAACCUGACCUUUGGGCAGACCUCCGUGAUCCGAGUGCCCCUCUCCCUGCGGGGCAGCGCGGGCUCCGUUGUUUAUGAGGACGUUCUGACCAGGCAGCUCUUUGAGGAUCUCAACGCAGACCUGUUCCAGAAGAUCCUCACGCCCAUCGAGGAGGUGCUGAGGGAAGGCCGGCUGGACAAGUCGGAAGUGGAUGAGAUCGUUCUGGUUGGGGGUUCCACGAGAAUCCCGCGGAUUCGGCAGAUUAUCGCUCAGUAUUUUGGGAUGGAGCCCAACACGUCCGUGGACCCGGAGCUGGCAGUGGUGACCGGAGUGGCCCUGCAGGCAGGGAUCAUGGGGGGCUCCUGGCCCUUGCAGGUCAGUGCCAUAGAGAUUCCCAACAGACACCUGAGGAAGACCAACUUCUUAUAAUGGUCAAGACACUGGGCACGGGCACGGCAGCCUUACAGGGCAGCUAUUAAAGCUUUCUGUGGUGUACAGGACUGCGGACUGGGUGGCAGGAUAGAUUUAUUUAUUUAUACUUCAGGGUGUCUGGUUACCCAAACCUUUAAAAUGUUGAUCCCUUCAUACCAAAAACAGCCUACUGUAAGCAUCAUGUUCAUCAACACGAGAUGUUUCUUGUAAAAGUAAAUGACACCAUGUGAUCGAUGACGUCUUAGAUCUAGGAGUGUCCUCAUUGGUGUAAUUCUUAUACUAUGUUUUUAAUACUCUUUGAGUCUGCAGACACAUGCUUGUGUUUGAAGUACAGUCCUGGAGGAUGUGUUCUCUUCUAAACUUUUAUUUCUAGAAUGGAUAAAAGGACCAAAGCAAAAUGAAAGGUUCUUCUUUUUUGGCAUGAAGGGGGCGAGAUACAGACAGGACUGUUCUGAGUUACUUGAAUGUUAAAAUAUUGAAAGAGUCAGAGCUCAGAUCAACAGCCUGGGUAUAUUCAAUUGCUGCUUAGAUCUGGUAAAGUCUCUAAAUCUUCAGCUGUCUCUUCUUCGUGCAGUUUCAUUGUGACAAAGCGUACAAAGGGACCUGUUCUGUACAUGAUGCUUACUGUGUAAAACAACAUCCAGAGAAGGAGAAGAUUGGCAUUAUAAAUGCUGCAUUCCGACUCGUGUGGAGUCCAUUCGAAGUGUUGAUUGCUGAUUUUUCCAAGCGACUUUUUUACAGUUGAGUUGCUGUUUCCAUGGAUCAUUUCCAUGGUAAUGUUCUUGAAUGAUUGUUUCCAGUUAUGCUGGGAAAUCCUUUUUUGUGUUCUGACGAGGGGGGAGCAGUAACAUCUCAUCUCAUUGGGAAUGUGUUCUGACGAGGGGAGCGCAGUGACAUCUCAUCUCAUUGGGAAUUGUUCUGACGAGGGGGGCGCAGUAACAUCUCAUUGGGAAUGUGUUCUGACGAGGGGGGUGCAGUAACAUCUCAUCUCAUUGGGAAUGUGUUCUGACGAGGGGGGAGCAGUAACAUCUCAUUGGGAAUGUGUUCUGACGAGGGGGGCGCAGUAACAUCUCAUCUCAUUGGGAAUGUGUUCUGACGAGGGGGGAGCAGUAACAUCUCAUUGGGAAUGUGUUCUGACGAGGGGGGUGCAGUAACAUCUCAUUGGGAAUGUGUUCUGACGAGGGGGGCGCAGUAACAUCUCAUUGGGAAUGUGUUCUGACGAGGGGGGAGCAGUAACAUCUCAUUGGGAAUGUGUUCUGACGAGGGGGGCGCAGUAACAUCUCAUUGGGAAUGUGUUCUGACGAGGGGGGAGCAGUAACAUCUCAUUGGGAAUGUGUUCUGACGAGGGGAGCGCAGUGACAUCUCAUUGGGAAUGUGUUCUGACGAGGGGGGAGCAGUAACAUCUCAUUGGGAAUGUGUUCUGACGAGGGGGGCGCAGUAACAUCUCAUUGGGAAUGUGUUCUGACGAGGGGGGAGCAGUAACAUCUCAUUGGGAAUGUGUUCUGACGAGGGGAGCGCAGUGACAUCUCAUCUCAUUGGGAAUGUGUUCUGACGAGGGGAGCGCAGUAACAUCUCAUCUCAUUGGGAAUGUGUUCUGACGAGGGGGGCGCAGUAACAUCUCAUUGGGAAUGUGUUCUGACGAGGGGAGCGCAGUGACAUCUCAUCUCAUUGGGAAUGUGUUCUGACGAGGGGGGCGCAGUAACAUCUCAUCUCAUUGGGAAUGUGUUCUGAUGAGGGGGGCGCAGUAACAUCUCAUUGGGAAUGUGUUCUGACGAGGGGGGCGCAGUAACAUCUCAUUGGGAAUGUGUUCUGACGAGGGGGGAGCAGUAACAUCUCAUUGGGAAUGUGUUCUGACGAGGGGAGCGCAGUAACAUCUCAUCUCAUUGGGAAUGUGUUCUGAUGAGGGGGGCGCAGUAACAUCUCAUUGGGAAUGUGUUCUGACGAGGGGAGCGCAGUAACAUCUCAUCUCAUUGGGAAUGUGUUCUGACGAGGGGGGUGCAGUAACAUCUCAUUGGGAAUGUGUUCUGACGAGGGGGGAGCAGUAACAUCUCAUUGGGAAUGUGUUCUGACGAGGGGAGCGCAGUGACAUCUCAUCUCAUUGGGAAUGUGUUCUGACGAGGGGAGCGCAGUAACAUCUCAUCUCAUUGGGAAUGUGUUCUGACGAGGGGGGGCGCAGUAACAUCUCAUCUCAUUGGGAAUGUGUUCUGAUGAGGGGGGCGCAGUAACAUCUCAUCUCAUUGGGAAUGUGUUCUGACGAGGGGGGCGCAGUAACAUCUCAUUGGGAAUGUGUUCUGACGAGGGGGGCGCAGUAACAUCUCAUUGGGAAUGUGUUCUGACGAGGGGGGAGCAGUAACAUCUCAUUGGGAAUGUGUUCUGACGAGGGGGGGCGCAGUCACAUCUCAUCUCAUUGGGAAUGUGUUCUGAGGAGGGGUGCAUUAACAUCUCCUCACAGGGUGAGGGAAAGAAACUGUCAGAUAUGUAAUAUAAUAUAAAGAUAAUAUUUCAUUCCUUUCUCUCUCUUUGUGAAGUCUCUGCCUUAUCAGUGAGUGUUUGGUGUUUGAAUCACUGUUUUGACACUGUAUCCCAUACUGUACAGCUAUGGGCAAGAGUUUAGCAUCAUCUUAUAGACUGAACUCACUGUGCUUCAUCAAGUCGAAUGAACCCUGCUGAACAAUGUUACGUUAACAUGUUGAAUUACACAACGCUUUGUAGUACUUGACAUGAUACUUCACGAAAAACUGACAAAUAAAAGAUGGGACACUUCCAGAUCUAACAUGAAA